Strongylocentrotus purpuratus (purple sea urchin) is the source of this 4165-nucleotide messenger RNA. It is a transcript of the gene mipol1, whose product is annotated as formin-like protein 13. Lineage: Eukaryota; Metazoa; Echinodermata; Echinoidea; Camarodonta; Strongylocentrotidae. The record is from RefSeq and is a predicted model, not a curated record. Bases 55 to 2199 code for a protein of 714 amino acids. The transcript is spliced from 11 exons.
UAUCCGGUGGUGCAUAUCCCAUGAAGCUCCACGGCAACACAAUUGGCGUCCAAAAUGGCCGAUAUUUCCUCAUUGAACGAACACAAAUUUCGAAUCAACCAACAGCCUAAAUUUGUUGCUUCUCCUCAUACAGACAGGGUUAGCGGUUCCAAUAGUGAAGAGGUUAUUGGCCAGAUUCAUCAGGCUGUACAUAAAACGCGGAUUAAAAUAUCAAAUUUGAAGCAAGAAGUUGCAAACAAGGAUCAGGAGGUGAAGCGAGAGCGGGCCAUGAGAAAGGCAGCGGAAAGAGGUGAUCAGGACAAGAGUACAGAAGGUACAUACAUUGACCCUUACGCUGGCUCUAGCCCAUCUGUGAAGGAAGAAUUAAAACAGUGGUUGUCUCCUGCAGCUCAGCGGAAGAGAUUAAUGGGAAGAGGGAACUCUCCCCCAGAGAGGAAGGAGAGGACCCCAACACGAAGCAAACCAAGGCAUCAAGGUGAUGAGGCAGAAGGGCAAGAGCAAAUGACUGGUGAGAGCUACUGCAGCUCAGAAGAAGAUAGGAGGAUGAGAGAGAGAAAGGGCAGGAGGCGUGGUCAAGCCAGAAGAGGUAAUGAUGAUGAAGAAUGGGAUGAACGGUCCUCCUAUAGUAGAAGAAGGCAUCAGCCCUCAUCCUGGUAUGGAGAGUAUGGCCCUCCUCCUCCUCCUCCACCUCACCCUGCCUACACCGCCCCCAACCCUUGGAUCAGUCCACAUCGAGUGCCUCCUAUUCCAUCUUAUGACCCACGCCUCCUCCACACCAUCGGACCGGAUUACCCUUCCUAUGCCAUACCCCAGCACGCUACAUCAACACCUGAUCAUCAGCGCAGACACAGCUCGGGAGAUCCCAACCAUCCAUUCACCGUCCCUACCCUGGUCAUCCCGGCCCAGACCAAAGAGAGCGGCCAGGGAGAUCAUGUCAGAAGCAACGUGGACAGGGUCACGUUACAGCACUCCAGCCCACAGGGCCAGUCCUCGACGGCUCCUCAGCAGAUCCCUGUCACGAUCCAGAUCCAGCAGUCUCCCACUAGUACCCAGCAUGACAGGUCCCCGCUACCAUUCACCUCCAUGACAGAAUCAGCCACUAAAGGAGAGUCUCGGCUUAAUACAAGUGAUAGGUCAGAGACUGUGUCCACUGGGGUGGGGACUAGUCCACUCCAAAUGCCUAGGAAUGCACCCUUUGAUGAAAGAGGGCUCCCGAUGCUCCUAGAUGAACUUGGAGCCACCAAAGACAAGAAUCAAGUAUUAUCUGAGAAGUGUUCUGAAGCAAAGCUAGAAAUUGAGUCUUUGAAGAUGCAGCUUGGUGUGAAAGAUGCCAUGUCAGAAGCAGAGAUAGCAGCCAAGGGAGCAUCUCUGAUUGAGGAGAUUUACACUGCUCAGAGGGAGCAUGAUGCGGCCAUCAUGUCCCGACUGAACCUGGCCAAUGACGAGAGAGAUGAUGCCUUUGCCAGACUUCAGAGGUAUCAUUCUAAAGAUGGCUUUGAUUCAGGGACAGAUGUCAACUCCAAUGAAGAAGACAACACCCCAGCUGACGCAAGCCUCAAUAAUUUGCUGACAAGGUUGACAGUAGCUGACAACAGAUCAUCAAUCAGCAAGUAUGGGUCAGCCAUCAUCGGACGUAUCUCUAAAACCAAAGGAAGGAGGGAGGAGAUCACUUCAGAGGAGAUGAGGGCCAUACUCAAAGAAAAGGACAUUGCUGUAGCAAAGUGCAAAAAGCUUGAAAGGGAAGUGAUUGAGUUGAGGAGAAACAAAGAGAGCUCCAAAUCUCGGAACAACAAUGAAAAGUCACUUAAGGCACAACUUGAUAUCACCCGUGAUGAGAGGGACAAGGCCUUAGUUGCUGCCAAGAAGCGCAAGGAUGAGAUUGAAUCACUGAAGGUGUAUUACAGCCUUCAUAAGUCUCUGUCCCAAGAAGCCAACAUGAGGGACCAAUUCAACAACACGCUGGGAAGCAUUGAGGAGCAAGUUAAGACCAGGGACGAGGUCUUAGCCCGGACCCAGCAGAACAACAGCCAGCUGGCCCAGCAGGUCCGAGCAGCCAAUGAUGAAAGGAACAAGAUGGUCGUCCAACUCCAGAGAUUUGAGCAAGAGAAUCAGCAUCUGAAGAGUAAAACACACCAGUUGGAACGACUUGUGGCAGUGCUGAGGAAGAAGGUGACUGAAGGAACAGUCAAGACAGUCUGAUGAGCUCCUUCUCCAUCUGCAAUUCAGAAGAAGAAAAAAAGAGUAAUAUUAAUUCUUUUUUAAUGAAGUGGGGGGGGGGAGGUGAUAUGACAAUGUAGAUUUAUUCAUUCAUUUAGGAGUAUAGUUGGUGUAUAGUUUGAUUAUUUGACAAUCGUGUACAGAUACACGUAAAUCAUUUAGGUCUCAAAAUCAUAACUCUUCUACUUCUUGCACAUCUAUAACCAGGAAUUUGAAAUACAGUACUCGGCAAGAUGACUGUAAAAUUAUGUGUGUUGGCAGCAAAACUUCAAGUGAAAUACCUAUUGACUUGAAAAAUACUGCACCCUGAACUUAAAAUGAAACAGACUAUUUAAACAUAGAUAUAUUCUUAGCACUAGUCAACUUAAUAAGUCUCAGCAAUUCUUUUACAUUAUUAUUAUCAUGAUCUACAAGAUAUUUGUGAAUAAAUUAUUACUUUAAUAUGCUGUGAUGAUACUACUGACAACUGUAUACUCAGAUUUUAGGCUCUCUCAAAUUCAGUCAUUUUAAUUAGCCUAUCACAAAUUAUCUUACUUUACAGUGAUAGUCAUGGAAAGGAAAUAUUGAUAAAAAUGAAGAAAGUCAGAUUUUACUGAGUACUAUCCUUUUAAAAUAAAAUAGCAAAAUUUCCAUUUGUCAUCUUUUAAUUAGAUUGUUUGUAGGCAUGUCUUUAUGUGUCUUUUAAAAAAGGAAGUCAUUCCUAUAUUAAUGUGAAGAUGAAAACAUUGUUUUUUAUAGUUUUAAUGUACAACAUGUAUAUAUUAGAAUGUUGAGUGAUUCUUAUUAUAAACUGAAAUCUUUUAUUUCUUUUAUAAUAUUCACAAUCAUUGUAUUCUAUUCAUAUUCUCAGAGUAUUAUAUAUCUUUAUUCCAUCCAGUCCUGUACAAAAACCAAUCACUUUACUAGUACUUUUACCUGUAUAAUUCACCUUGAUAUCUACUAGAUUUUGUAAGUGUGUGAAAGUUAUUGAUUGAAUGUGUGCAGUAAUAUCAAGCUAUAAGUUGAAUGUGCACAAAUAUACAUACUCUAGUUUUGUGUCUGAUAUCCCUGUGUAAGGAGGAUAGAGCUAAAAUAAAAUCAUGACAUUCUAUGCUAUCAAUAGAUGAAAAGAUAGUAAAUGUUGUUUCUAUAAAUGUCUAUAAAUUCCAGUUUAUAUGAAUAUAGGUGUAAAUGAAAUUCAUGAUCUGAUUUUGAUGCUGGUGUGAUAGUAUCAUUCAUGCUAGGAAAUCUUUUUUUUCUUCAAUUUACACAAACAUUACAAAUAGGAGCAUCUAAAAGCUAAGUUAGAUUAUAUCAAAGUUCAAUUUUGUUUUUAAUAUGUAUUAUCCCUGUCAUCAGACUAAUUUUUUUGUUGUGCUCAAUAUAUAAUAUUUUGUGUAUAUCAGUUGACAAAGUUUUAGCUACAGUAAAUUUGAAAACGGGUAUUCAUAUAAGGUAAAAAUGUAUCUUGUUGAAUUUAAUGUCAAACCUAAUACUAAAAAUACCGGUAGUGAGUACUGUAAUAUUGGGGGUUAUCAUAUCCGACGAAUUAGUACAGUGAAUGUUAGGCACACAUUUUUUAUUAAUCUUUUUAGUUUCGCCAAGUACAAAAAAUCGGUCCUUGCCAUUUUUACAAUCAAAAGAAAAUUGCUGCAUUUUGAUAAAACUGUAUACGGUUAAAAUGGAAGUUACUGUUGAAGUCAAUGAUAUCUGUAGAUGUUAUCAAUUUUAAGCUAACAAGGUGUCUGUGCUUUAAAUAUACAAAAUGAUCUUCUCAAUAUACCCCUUUUAUUUCUGUGCCAGAAUCAUUUAACCCAAUUAUGUUUGCCUAUCAUUUAUGCCAAAAUGCAUGUUUCAUUUUUUAUUUACUCUUUUAUAUUCCACAACCAGUACCACUUGGCCCUUAUUUGUAUUGGGUGCAAGUACAAUUCCUCAAUAAAACGCAGUAAUGUGUGCAAGUAAACAUGGA